AUGGACAAUGGACCUUGUGUUGUGGCAAGGGUACCUACCGGUAUUGCUGGCCCGCCAAGGCUAACGACCAACUCUGAAGUUGCAACGAUAACUUAUUUACAAUCCAAGAUCUCACUUCCGAUACCGAAAAUUCUCGACUGGAAUGAUAGUCCUUCCAAUCCAACUGGAACAGAAUAUAUUAUCCAGGAGCAUGUGGCGGGUGUUCAAUUACAUCAAGAGUGGCACAAAAUGAACCCGGAACAACAUAUGCUGUGCACCAAAGCGCUUUCAUUGACAAUGAAAAAGAUGGCUUCCCUAGACUUCCCGGCCUAUGGCAGUCUAUACUUCUCAGAUGCACCUCUAGACUCGGACUCAAAGAUUCCCUUCGAGCAGGGCUUCUGUGUGGGACCACAUUGCAGUCCGGUUUUCUGGAACCGAAAUCCGGGGGAAUAUGAACUCUGCCGUGGCCCAAGUCCCAAUUGCGGACCUUGGAGAGAUCUCACAAAUUAUUGUCGAGGUUUGAUAGAUACCGGUUUCUCUCGUUUGCCCAAAGAAGCCGUCAAUAGUCGCAAGCUUCUGCCAUAUCAAGGAUCAACCCAAGAUCACAUACGUCUAUUGAAAACAAGUCGAGACGUGCUGCAAAAGUUGAUUGAAGAUAAACGCAUUGAGGACGCUGCUACACCAGUUCUGCUUCACCCGGAUUUUCACAAAAGAAAUAUCUACGUCUCUGCCGAAGAACCAACCGUUAUUACUGGCCUGAUAGAUUGGCAAUCAACCAGCAUUGAGCCCGCGUUUAUUUAUGCCAACGAGACACCUGAUUUCGCUGCACUUCCAAGAGUCCCCGAGGAAGAUCCACUCGAGAACGAACAAAAUGAAACGGAAAUUUCUGGACCAAAGGUACGAGAAUUAAAAGAUGCAUCCAUCUGUUAUCAGACAUAUGAUGUGGUCAUGACCCUUGUUCCUAAGCUUCGUCCUGCAAGAUUACUUGAUCCGACUCUUUUUCGACUCUUCCACUACUCUUACACAACUUGGAGAGACUCCGCUGUCGCUGUCCGCCAAGAGUUAAUUGAGCUUUCAGCUCGCUGGGCGGAAUUGGGGCUAGAGGGCACAUGUCCAUAUUCUCCCACGGAAGCGGAAUUGAAACAGCAUGCUCGAGACUAUGAAGAUUUUGAGGCUGUUCAAGCACUUAAGUCUUGGUUAAGAGACAACCGUGAUACAAACUCUGAUGGGUGGAUCCCGAAUGAUGCAUGGGACGCUGCGAGGGUUGCUCAUCGCACAGCGUAUAAUGAAUGGAUACAGACUGCCAAAGAAGCCGAGUCCCGUGGCGAAGACAUGACAAUAGCAAAGGCGGACAAGAUGUGGCCAUUUGAUGCUAGGUAG
This is a messenger RNA of Penicillium canescens, 1359 nucleotides long. RefSeq lists its product as uncharacterized. The record is from RefSeq and is a predicted model, not a curated record. The transcript is spliced from 3 exons. Lineage: Eukaryota; Fungi; Ascomycota; Eurotiomycetes; Eurotiales; Aspergillaceae. Gene Ontology annotation, cellular component: mitochondrion. The coding region runs from base 1 to 1359 and encodes 452 amino acids.